Diatraea saccharalis (sugarcane borer) is the source of this 360-nucleotide messenger RNA. Lineage: Eukaryota; Metazoa; Arthropoda; Insecta; Lepidoptera; Crambidae. The record is from the annotation of a GenBank genome assembly.
AUGGCGACCACGAACAUCCAGCAGGAAACCAGGAAGACCGAAGGCAAGAUGUAUCCAACCCCUGCUGUGAUCCCUACAUCAAUGCCUGCACAUAAAAAUGAUGAGACACAUGAAGAAGAACAUAAUAAAAGAAACCAAGACUGCAGACAAGUUAGGUCACAUCCAGCGCCAGGGUCUUUACCAGAUAGUGCAUCGCAGCUGCACAAUUCCGCGAGGGCCCUUCUCAUGCGGCUGUUGGAAAGGGACCCGAGAGUUCGUAUGAGGAACUUGAGACAACUACAACAAUCUGCUUUCUUUAUGGGUUUUAAUUUCGAAACAAUUAAAGCUUUGAAGGUGAGGAUAAGGCUAAAAGCUAUUUAG